UUCCAGCUGUCCCUCAGUCGGUCGGGAUUUCGGAACCACAGGAGAAUCACCGGAAAGGGUUUAGUGGUAAAACAGCACAUUCGGGAGGGAAUACAACAUUAUAUGGUUACAUAAACACGCAACGAGCUACGUUAUCCUGAAUUACACGAUGGAAACUGAACUAUGAGGUGUUGUGUAGUGCAGACGACUGAGUGAACCAUGGCACAGUUCCCCACCACAUUCCCAGGUCCAGAUGUGUUUCUAAUCUCAGUGGAUGAGAGAGCCAAACAUGAUCAGCAGUUUCUCAGCCUCUCUCCGACUGCCGGGGGUUACAUUACAGGCGACCAAGCCAGGAACUUCUUCCUUCAAUCAGGUCUGCCCCCUCCCAUCCUGGCUCAAAUCUGGGCUCUGGCUGAUAUGAACAGUGAUGGUCGUAUGGACAUCCACGAGUUCUCCAUCGCCAUGAAACUCAUCAAGCUGAAACUCCAGGGUCACCCUCUGCCCCCCGCUCUUCCUCCCAGUAUGAAACAACCCGCACUGACUUUACCCCCACAGAGUGGCUUUGGCAUGCCGCCCAUGCCUCCCAUCUCGGCUCCUCUGUCAGGCGUUCCUCCACUCCCCCUGCCACCUCUCCCUGUCGGAGUGUCUCCCCCACUCGUCUCGUCUGCCGCCCCUCCCCUCCCCCCGCCCCUCGCCAACGGAGCUCCUCCCACAGGCAUAAUGCAGCCAAUCUCAGGCUUCUCCCACCCAGCUCCCUCCGUCAACAAGUCUUCUUCGUUUAAUCGUUCCAGUACCAAGUUGCAGAAGGGGCCGUCCGUGGACGUUGCUAGUGUUCAGCCCCCGCCUGAUUGGGCUGUUCCUCAGUCCUCCAGGCUGAAGUACAGACAGCUUUUUAACUCCCAUGACAAGAUGAUGAGUGGACACCUCACAGGUCCCCAGGCUCGCACUAUCCUGAUGCAGUCCAGUCUUCCUCAGGGACAGCUGGCCACGAUAUGGAGUCUAUCAGAUAUCGACCAGGAUGGAAAGCUAACAGCUGAGGAGUUUAUCUUAGCCAUGCACCUCAUAGAUAUGGCUAUGUCAGGGCUACCGCUCCCCCCGGUGUUACCACCAGAUUACCUCCCACCCACAUUCAGGCGUGUGCGAAGUGACAGCGUUCAGUCGGACCAGAAGAGCGUCCAGGAGGAGUUAGAGGAGGAGGCGGAGAGCAGCCAGGACAAGAAAUUACCAGUGACGUUUGAGGAUAAGAAGAGGGAGAACUUUGAGCGAGGAAACCUGGAGUUGGAGAAGAGACGUCAGGCUCUGCAGGAGCAGCAGAGGAAAGAGCAGGAGAGGCUGGCAGCGCUGGAGAGAGAGGAGCAGGAGAGAAAGGAGCGUGAGCGUCUGGAGAAUGAGAGGAGACGACAACACGAACUCGAAAGACAACUGGAGAGACAGCGAGAGCUGGAGAGGCAGAGAGAAGAGGAGAGACGCAAAGAGAUAGAGAGGAGAGAGGCUGCUAAGCGUGAAUUAGAGCGCCAGCGUCAGCUGGAGUGGGAGCGUCAACGUCGCCAGGAGCUUCUGACUCAACGAAACCGAGAGCAGGAGAGUAUCGUGCUGCUCAAGGCCAGGAAGAAGACCCUGGAGUUUGAACUGGAGGCUCUGAAUGAUAAGAAGUCCCAAUUGGAGGGCAAGCUGAAGGAUGUUCGGUUUCGUCUGUCAGCUCAGCGGAGAGAGGUGGAGCAGACCAAUCAGACCAGAGAAACGCGCAUUGCGGAAAUCACCCUGCUACAACAGCAGCUGCAGGACUCCCAGCAGUGGUUGGGGAGGCUAAUUCCUGAUAAACAGAGUCUCAACGACCAGCUGAAACAGGUUCAACAGAACAGUCUGCAUCGUGAUAGUCUAUCGUCCCUGCAAAAGGCUGUGGAGCAGAAGGAGACCAGCAGACAGCAGCUCAGAGAACAGCUGGAUGCUGUGGAGAGAGAGACAAGGGCCAAACUGCUGGAAAUAGACGCUUUCAACACCCAGCUGAAGUCUCUGUGUGAGUUCUAUGCCAACCACUGUGCCAGGAUAGAAGCCCUGCGACGCCUGCUUCACGAGGAACAGAGAGGGAGACAGGAGCUGAGGGAAAUCCACAGCCGGCAGCAAAGGCAGAGACAGAGGGAGCUGGAAGGAGACACACCCACACUGACACACACACACCCUCACUUACACACCCCGAUCGAGAGGAAGUCUGCUGAACUGCAGGACAGCAGGUUGUCAUCAGAGGAAGCCGUGGCCUGGAGGGAUGAAGCAGCCAGCUCCGCCCCCAGCGCUCCUAGCCCUCCCUCCAUCUCUGCACCACAUGCCUGGCUAAACAGAGUGACUCAGGAAGAGGAGGAGAGGAAGAGGAGAGGGGUGGAGGAGAUAGAGGAGGAGGAGGGCCAGAAAGGGGCAGGAUCAGCAGAAGAGAAGGAGGAUGAGGGGAGAGGCAAGAAGGACAUGCAGGAGAAACUGAGCAAGCUGUUCAGCCAGCCGGCCGACCCCUGGGCCUCAACAGUAGAGAAGGCUCCGGUACCCAGUCUGUUUGACCAGAAGGCACCAGUGACUAGCUUUGACCAGCAUCAGCAGCCAGUGAAGGUGGUCUACUACAGGGCUCUAUAUCCAUUUGAUGCUCGCAGCCAUGAUGAGAUUAGUAUCGCUCCCGGAGAUGUAAUCAUGGUGGAUGAAUCCCAAACAGGUGAACCCGGUUGGCUGGGAGGAGAGCUGAGGGGCCGUACCGGCUGGUUCCCAGCUAAUUACGCUGAACGGAUACCCGACAGUGAAGCACCAAUCAGCCUGCGUGCCACAGCCUCAGCCACACCCCCCUCAGCCAAGCAGCCGUUAUCCACGCCUCCCCCCGCACCUGGACAGACCUCCUCCUCCUCCACGUCCUCUGCCAACAGUAACUGGGCUGACUUCAGCACCACGUGGCCCACCAACACAGCCAGUCAAUCAGACAGCGAGGGAUGGGACGCGUGGCCGACCUCUUCAACCAGUCAGAAUCCUUCGCUCAGUGUUCCCUCAGCGCAGCUACGGCAACGCUCCGCCUUCACACCUGCUACCCUGACGACGGGCUCCUCUCCUUCUCCUGUGCUGGGACAGGGGGAGAAGGUCGAGGGUCUGCAGGCUCAGGCCUUGUAUCCCUGGAGAGCGAAGAAGGACAACCACCUCAACUUCAACAAAAACGAGAUAAUAACCGUGUUGGAGCAGCAGGACAUGUGGUGGCUAGGUGAACUGCAGACCGGACAGAGAGGCUGGUUCCCCAAAAGUUACGUCAAGCUAAUCUCCGCCACCAUGACGCCUCCCCCUAGUGCCACAGCACGCAGCAAAAACACUAGUGAGUCUGGAGUAUCAGAAAGCCCACCCAAUGGAAAACGCCCCUCCCCUUCCCCAACAAAACCUUUCGAGUCUGGAGAAGAGUACGUGGCCAUGUACACCUACGAGAGCAGUGAACAGGGGGACCUGAGUUUCCAGCAAGGAGACGUCGUCAUGGUGACCAGGAAAGAAGGGGACUGGUGGACGGGCAUGGUCGGGGGCAAGACUGGAGUCUUCCCUUCAAAUUAUGUCAAGCCACGAGACUCAGAGUCUUUCGGACCAGCAGGGAAGACAGGCAGCCUGGGAAAGAAACCAGAGAUCGCUCAGGUGAUCGCCCCCUACAGUGCUACCGGUGCAGAGCAGCUGACCUUAGCUCCAGGACAGCUCAUCCUCAUCAGAAAAAAGAACCCGGGGGGCUGGUGGGAGGGUGAGCUCCAGGCCCGGGGGAAGAAACGCCAGAUAGGUUGGUUUCCGGCCAACUAUGUGAAGCUGCUCAGUCCCAGCACCAGCAAGACGACACCCACAGAGCCCACCCCUCCGAAACUGGCUCCUGCCAGCACAGGUACUCAUACAGCUGUGUGUCAGGUGAUCGGCAUGUACGACUACGUGGCCCAGAACGACGACGAGCUGGCCUUCCUGAAGGGUCAGGUGAUCACGGUGCUCAACAAAGACGACUGUGAUUGGUGGAAAGGAGAGCUCAACGGGCGGGAGGGUCUGUUUCCCAGCAACUACGUCAAACUCACCACGGAUACCGACCCAAGCACGCAGUGGUGCGCUGACCUCCACCUGCUGGACAUGCUGAGUCCCAUGGAGAGGAAGAGGCAGGGCUACAUCCACGAGCUCAUCGUCACCGAGGAGAACUACGUCAACGAUCUGCAGCUCGUCACAGAGAUCUUCCACAAACCUUUGUUGGAUUGCGAGCUGCUGACGGAGAAGGAAGUGGCCAUGAUCUUCGUCAACUGGAAGGAGCUCAUCAUGUGCAAUAUCAAACUGCUCAAGGCUCUGAGGGUGAGGAAGAAGAUGUCAGGUGAUCGGAUGCCGGUGAAGAUGAUUGGUGACAUCCUGACCAACCAGCUGCCUCACAUGCAGCCAUACAUCAGAUUCUGCUCAUGUCAGCUGAACGGAGCCACGCUGAUUCAGCAGAAAACUGAUGACAGCCCUGAGAUCAAAGACUUCCUGAAGAGGUUAGCCAUGGAUCCCAGGUGUAAGGGGAUGCCUCUGUCCAGCUUCCUGCUCAAACCCAUGCAGAGAGUCACACGCUACCCGCUCAUUAUCAAGAACAUCUUAGAGAAUACUCCAGAGUCACAUCCAGACAACAGCCAUCUGAAAGCUGCUCUGGAGAAAGCAGAGGAGCUGUGCUCACAGGUGAAUGAGGGCGUCAGGGAGAAGGAGAACUCAGAUCGUCUGGAGUGGAUUCAGGCUCACGUCCAGUGUGAAGGCCUGUCUGAACAACUGGUGUUUAACUCCGUCACCAACUGUCUGGGUCCCCGGAAGUUCCUCCACAGCGGGAAGCUCUUUAAAGCCAAGAGCAGCAAGGAGCUCUACGGCUUCCUGUUCAAUGACUUCCUGCUGCUGACACAGGUGACCAAACCUCUGGGCUCGUCAGGCUCGGACAAAGUCUUCUCCUCGAAAACACACCUGCAGUACCGCAUGUACAAGACGCCAAUCUUCCUAAAUGAAGUGUUAGUGAAGCUGCCAACAGACCCGUCAGGAGAUGAACCUCUGUUCCACAUCUCUCACAUAGACCGAGUUUACACACUCAGAGCUGAGAGUAUCAAUGAAAGGACGGCAUGGGUUCAGAAAAUUAAAGCAGCUUCAGAACUCUUCAUUGAGACGGAGAAGAAGAAGAGAGAGAAGGCGUAUUUAGUGCGUUCUCAGAGGGCUACAGGUAUCGGUAGGCUGAUGGUCAACAUCGUGGAGGGAAUUGAGCUGAAACCCUGUCGCUCCCAUGGAAAAAGUAACCCAUACUGUGAGGUAACCAUGGGUUCCCAGUGCCAUAUCACAAAAACAUUACAGGACACAUUGAAUCCAAAGUGGAACUCCAAUUGUCAGUUUUUUAUAAAGGACCUGGAACAGGACGUCCUCUGUGUCACCGUGUUCGAACGAGACCAGUUCUCACCUGACGACUUCCUGGGUAGGACAGAGAUCCGGUUGGCUGAAAUAAAGAAGGACCAGGGCUCUAAAGGACCAAUCACAAAGCGGUUGCUGCUCCACGAGGUUCCCACGGGAGAGAUCGUCGUCAGGCUCGACCUCCAGCUGUUUGAAGAACCAUAAAAAAUAAAAAAGAAGCUGGACAGGAACUAGGACAUAUGAUGUGGACCAGACAGUUGGGCUGGAUUAGACUGGAAGACUGGAUUAUUUUAUUUGUUUGGUCUGGUUCAGUUCCUUAGUGCUUACAGGCUGUUUAUGUUUUAGGAGGGCUGUACAUUUAGCUGAAGAACUGUAAAGGGACAUAAAUAAAAAAAAAUUCAGUAAGGUAGCCAGGCUGGAUUGCCAGGUAACACUUAACGGUAACAGUUUUAACCAGUCAGCACAAUGUUUUGAGAGUACAUAUCACUUUUCUGAGAUUAAUAUUCAACCUAGAACCAGGUUCCGAUGAAAUCACUGAAUCUCUUAAAUUCUAUACUUGUAUACUUUACAAAUAUAGCGGUUUCUUGAACUGCUGCUUUUCUGGUUAGACAUUGUACCAGUUACUCAGAUUCAUACUCUAGUGGGAGGAAAGAUGAAGACUCUGACAAGCAGCUGUUAUAAUGGACUCCACUGUGCUAAGUAUGGAAUACGUUGUACUACCAAGGCUUGUUUCUAUUGUAGUCCAGUCCAGUCUACGUCUGUCCUUCUUCGGUCUGGUCCAGUUCACUAUUUAGUCCAAUCUGGUUUAGUUUAAUCCAGUCCAGUCCAGUCCAGUCCCCUUGGAGAUCAGCCGGGUUUUAACUGUUUUCUCCUCCUCUGCUUCAUCAGACACUCCAGUGACUAUCCCAACCCUCCUUCUUUAGUCCCAUUAAACCCAAACUUGCGUGUGUGUGUGUGUGUGUGUGUGUGUGUGUGUGUCUGUGUGUGUGUGUGAGACUGGACUGCAUGUAUGAGCGCCAAGGCGGACAGGCUACUUAAAGGUACGCUUCACUGUACAUUUUUAUUUAAUUUUUGUACAUCAAGUCUUACAACUCUCUCUCAGAGUCUUAAUUUAAACUCCUCAGGCGUUCAGCUGUGAGGCUCUGCGUGUAAAGGGACAUUGCCAUUUUGAAUUUAGGUCUGUUUUAAACUUGACCUUCACUGAACACUUGCCAAGUUAUCGCGGAAAAAGCGAAAUAUGUACAGGUCUAAUGAGAAAUGCUAACGACGCUAUAAAGCCGAAAAUAUAGAAAGAUUUUAAUCCCAAUAUAUGACAAGUGUCCAGUGUAAAUAAAUAUCGAGAUGUCCCUUUCACAUGUCUCAAUGAUAUGACGCUGAUAAUAAUAUUGCUGAAACAAUGGCACACAGGGAAAAAGUGGGACAGCUAAUUUAAGUUGAGGUACUGUAAAGAAGAAUGUCUUCAUUUUUCUUAUUUUUUGUGAAUUUGGAUGCACACGGUGGUUUUAGGUGAUUGAUGUCACACAUCUAACCUCUGUUGUUAUGUGGCUGCUGUGUGGAGCUGCCACAGUGGCCGUCACUAUGCAGGGGAGGGAAAACCCUGAAAGAAUCAGGGGCCCAGAGCUGGAAAGGGGCCCUCGAAAAACAC
Molecule: messenger RNA, 7006 nt
Organism: Perca flavescens (yellow perch)
Lineage: Eukaryota; Metazoa; Chordata; Actinopteri; Perciformes; Percidae
Gene: itsn1
Product: intersectin 1 (SH3 domain protein)
Exons: 46
Coding region: 199-5565 (1788 amino acids)
Biological process (GO): positive regulation of Rho protein signal transduction; intracellular signal transduction
Molecular function (GO): protein binding; calcium ion binding; guanyl-nucleotide exchange factor activity
Source: RefSeq, a predicted model, not a curated record